AUGGCCAGUGAAAUAAUGCCAUGGCUGUUUUCCACUGUUAGUGAAAUAAUGCUGUGGCUGUUUUCCACUGUUAGUGAAAUAAUGUCAUGGCUGUUUUCCACUGUUAGUGAAAUAAUGCUGUGUAGAAGGGAUAUGGCACAUGACAUUGUGAAAAGAGUUUUAGACCAGAGGUCGGAUAUUCCUGAUUAUCUUUUGAAAUACCGCUGUAAUGUUUGCGGGAAAAUGUCAUCUUCCACCUCAGCUUUGAAGAUUCACAUGAGAACUCAUACUGGAGAGAAACCUUUCAAAUCUGGGUACCAGUUGGAAACGGCUCCAUGCCCUUCAGCAAAGACAACAACAACCAUUGCUCCGGAAUCGUCAGGUACUCGUGGACAUCCUGUCGACACGGUAACGACACCAAUAGUGAUGUAUCAGUUCUGUCACAUCUGCCAUAAAAUGGUACAGUCAGAGUACGCUCUCAAAACACACAUGCGAAUACAUACUGGAGAGAAGCCUUACAAGUGUCAUUUAUGUGACAGGGCAUGGGCCCAGAAAAACAAUCUCAAAAGACAUCUAAGAACAGUUCAUAAUGUAUUGAUUUGGAUGUGCACUUCAGUUAAAGCAGAAGAUGUUGAACUUUGCCCCAACAACUCUUCAACCUUUGAUCCUAGACAGACCUAUAAGAAGUCUAUAUUUAAGGACCGACCAGUACAAGUUAUCCAACCAGCAGACUUACCAGCAUUGGUGCGCAUUAUUUGUCCAACCUGCGGAAAGAUACUUCAGUCUGGUUCGGCGUUGAGGAUACACAUGAGAAUUCAUACAGGGGAGAAACCGCACAAGUGUAAAUUCUGUGGCAGGGCUUGGGCCCAGAAAGGUUCAGGGUACCAAACAGACUCGGUUGCUUUGUUUGAUGGAAUGUUGUACUCAACAAAUGAUGGUCAUCCUACCGCUAGCACCCGACAACAACAACUUGGAAAGAACGCUUUUGCCUCAUCUGAACAGCUCCAAGGAUUUUUAAUGGGCACCAUGGAUGUAAGUCUAUCUGGGAGUCUGCUAGGACAAUCUAGGAAAGACUCGAAGAAAGGAACAUGUCCAGAAUGUGGGAAAUACUUCAGAAAUAACUGGGAGGUCACAAGACACAUGAAAGUUCAUACUGGAGAGAAACCGUACAAGUCUUUCCAACCUUAUCCAGCAGUAGUUGGAACGUCCCAACCCCAGUAUGGAAUGUCCCACCAUGGAAUCAGGAAUGUGAAAUUGAAAUGUGAUAAAUACGUGUGUGAUUUCUGUUCAAAGACUUUCCCUGACAACUGGAAGUUGCAAGGCCAUCGACGGAAACACACAGCUUACCGGCCAUAUCAGCCAGUUGUUGGAAUGAGUGAGCCUCAAUAUGGAAUCAGGAGUGUGAAAUUAAAGUGUGAUAAUUACGUGUGUGAUUUCUGUUCAAAGAUUUGCUCUGACAAGUGGAAGUUGCAAGAUCAUCGAAGGAAACACACAAACGAGCGACCGUUUGUCUUUAUUGAAGUUAUUCAAGAUAGAGCCAUGUUAGGUUCAAGCAAGAAAAGCCUAGGAAGAAUAAAGAUGUCCAAGUGCGAGUUUUGUGGGAAAGUCUUUACUCACACAGGCCAUCUGAACGAACACAGACGUAUUCAUACUGGAGAACGCCCUCACGUGUGCAGUGUUGAAGAAACUAAAGUUUUUCUGGACAGAGACAUUGAAGAUACGGACCAGCUUCAACAUGAUCCAGGUUUUCAACAGUCAAGAAGAAUGGACUGCGAGUUCUGUGGAAGGGUUUUCAAGCAAACAGGCCAUCUGAAUGAACAUAGGCGUAUACAUACUGGAGAACGUCCUCAUACCUGCAAAAUCUAUUUUAUAAGUAUUUUCUCACAUUUUUUUCUCUCGUUUUAUCUUUCACUUGUUUCACAGGAUGUUCCACAAGAUACGUCGUCUCAUUUCCAGACAUUCAGCUUGGUAAAUCAAAGAAAAGAAGAUGUACAAAAGAAAAAGUACCGUUGUGACUUUUGUACGAAAGGUUUCAACUGCUCAUCACACCUGGUAGAACACCGAAGGGUUCAUACAGGGGAGCGCCCUUAUAUAUGUAUAUACUGCAACAAAGGGUUUACGAAGAAUUGGAACUUGAGAGUUCAUAUAAAGAAUCACCAUGGAGAUAUAGUAACAGUUAUCAGACGAAACGAAGCUGUACAAGGUUCUCCAUCUCAUAACCAGACAUUGAUUUCGGCGGAGCAUGGCAAAGAAAGUGUACUAAAUAAAAAACACCUUUGUGAAUUUUGUAAGAAAAGAUUCAAAUACCUCUCGCACCUUGUGGAACAUCAAAUGGUUCAUACCGGGGAGCGCCCUUAUAAAUGUAGAUAUUGCAAUAAAGGAUUCACCAAGAACUGGAACUUGAAACAACAUUUACGUAUUCAUCAUAGUGACAUGAUAUAACGAUUAAUUAAACACUGAAGAACGUUGUAAUCAGUUAAAAUCAUUCACUAAGAACAUGAUGAUUUGCGACUGAAUUCAAAUUCAAAUUCAAAUAUUUUCAUAGUGGUAUAAUAUACGAUUAGAUUAAAUACAGAAGUUCUUAGCUCGACAAACUGACAUAUAUGUAGUCCAUAGAGCUAGUGUGCUCACGCAUUCGUCGGCGUCAGCAUCCCGAUUUGUUAAAUAUUUUAAGCUGUUAAUUCGGUAACCAAAAGUGAAAAUAAAAUUAAA
Molecule: messenger RNA, 2691 nt
Organism: Mercenaria mercenaria
Lineage: Eukaryota; Metazoa; Mollusca; Bivalvia; Venerida; Veneridae
Product: zinc finger protein 62 homolog
Exons: 14
Coding region: 1-2421 (806 amino acids)
Biological process (GO): regulation of cytokine production; regulation of immune system process; negative regulation of transcription by RNA polymerase II
Source: RefSeq, a predicted model, not a curated record